This is a messenger RNA of Aplysia californica (California sea hare), 3713 nucleotides long. RefSeq names its product coiled-coil domain-containing protein 151. NCBI's taxonomy places the organism in Eukaryota, Metazoa, Mollusca, Gastropoda, Aplysiida, Aplysiidae. Gene Ontology annotation, biological process: outer dynein arm assembly; cilium movement. The record is from RefSeq and is a predicted model, not a curated record. Gene Ontology annotation, cellular component: cilium.
AAGUGCUUCCGCUUGCGCAUGCGUCCUAGCUCCUUGGCAACGAUUGAAGUAAACACUUUCGGCUGGUCAGCGGUGGAGGCGUCCCCCUUGAAUGGCAUCCUGAAAACAAUUUUUCUACCGUGAGGGCAUUAAAAAACGCUGCGACCAUGCCGAGCAGUAACACGGCUACCCUCCGUCCGAUUACGGAGCAAAUAGAAGAGCUGAAGGCUAAGAUUUCCCUGUUGGAGGGAGAUCGUAAGGCCUACUUUGAGUCCUCUCAAUAUGCUAUGAAAAAGAAUAGAGAGGCGAUCUCUGAGCUGCGUAAAGAAACGAAAGAGCUUCGCCAAAGACUCAAAGAUAAGCUUUCGCAAGAUUCUCAUGUCAUCAGCAAGGCUUUCCAUGACCGUCCUGUGGAACGGGCUGCAUUGUCAAACAAAUCUGGGCAGCAAGCCAUUGUCAUUUUCGACCAUAAAGUAUGCGAUUCCAUGAAGAGGCUGAACAGCAAGCGUCAUGUGACAGCGCGCAAACAAAAACGCUUGGAAGAGCUGCAGACUGAAUAUGACCAGAUGGUCAAGGACUCAUCAGAUGCAGUCAGCACAGACAAGGGAGACUCCCAGGAUGCCCAGACUAUGCGAUACCUAGAGAACAGCUACGACAAAGUCACAAUGAAGACUGAGGAGGCAAAACAAGUGCAGCGUGUCUACCUGGAUAUUAAGAAUAGAUUUGAAGUGGAAGCGCAAGAAUACCCAUGCCGACUGGAUGCGAUGGAAGCUGACAUCCGCAGCACUCGGGCUCAGCUGAAAGAACUGAAAGCCAUGCAUAACGAUGCUCAGCUCUCUAAGGAGGCUGCUGUCAAUGAGCUGAGAAGACACGAAGAGACUGUGUAUGCUGAGAGGAAGAAGAGAGAGGUAGAACUGCAGAAGAUGAAGAAGGAGGCGGAAGAGAAGAAAAUGCAGCAUGAGAGGAUUGAGAAACGACUGGCCCAGCGUGGCUCUGUCCAGCAAGAUGAACUAACCGCCCAGGAGAAGGCAGCCUUGACCGGUGAGGACCAGCAGCAGAAGAUCACCACCUAUGAGGAAGCUUUCAAACGUAUCAAGGAGUGCACAGGAGUCUCGGACACUAUGGAGGUUGUGAUUCGCUUUGAGAACCAAGGGGACACAACCCGUCAUUUGGAGGAGCUGAAGAAAGACAAUGAGAAGCAGAUCACCAGACUGAGGGAGGAGAGGGAGAAACUGCAGCAGGAGUUUGAGGAGAUGAAAUACUCAGGGGAAGCCAAACUUUCCAGAGUAAGGGUCAUGUACCAACAGCCCAAAUAGCCGCCACGUCGGAUGAGUAUGUUCUAGACCAGUUGUCCACGUCGGAGGAGAAGCUGCUCAAGCUACUGGAGGAAUUGGAUGGAAAUGAUAUCAACGAAGUUCUCAAGCAAAUGGAGGAGGAAGAGUUCCAUGCUAGCAUAGAAGGAAAGCUACCAGCGUACAACACGAGAGUGAAACUGCCGCAGACUCAGAGAGAUUUGGUGUAUGGAGAUGAAGAUGAAGACAGUGGGGAGGAUGAUGGCGAUGUGCCAUCUCGCAAUGCCAUCAAGAAGCAGUCACAGUUUAUUGUAGACAGCAAAACUAAACGCAGAGUCCCCAAGAAGAAGAAGAAGAUGAAGUAAAUAUCAAUCGAACUCACUAUGUUUUAGAAGUAGGUUUUGUCUGGUUUGAGAAUAUUAAAACUUCAAAUUUACAACCCCCCCAAAAAAUAAGAAAGGAGAUUUUGAACUUUUGUAGAAACUUUGGAAACUCAAAAUAUGGAGGAGGAAAUAAAGUUUUCUUCAAGGUGAGGAGAGCAAUAUGUAGGCAUUCUGUAUGAGCACAAGCCUGGUUCUCAGCUUUUAUUAAAGAACCUUUACAGUUCUUUUCAUUUCGAUUACUUUUUUUAUUUACCUGGACAGAAAAAGUGAUUUGUCAGAUGCCUACAUGCUUUUUUAAGAUAACUUUCUGAAUCAUGAUAGUGUACCGAGACCUUAGUUUCAUUUGGCAUUUGAAUGGUUAUAAAAAAAUUUGGGUAAUAAUGAAAUUGAAAAAGCAGAUGGAAACAGCCACACCAGAAUUAUGAAAGGAAGUGUUUUACGUUCUGUAAAUAAGAGAGACAAGGAGUUGUUCUGAUAUAAGAGAAAUGUUCUGUUUCAAUAGAUAUAGCAUUAAUUCUUUUUUACUUCUUGUAAGUUGUGGAAAUUUUGUAUACUUUGAGAAUAAUUUAAUAUUUGUAUAGAAUUAAUGUAAAAGUAAUAUGCUUAAAAAGAGUGGAAAAGAAACCCAGUUUUGAUCAAGCGGAGAUUGUUUGCAUUCAGAGAUUUUCUCAAGUGUUGAAUGGUUUUGUGCUUGUCAUGAAAUAUCAAUUAAAAAUGUUCCUUUGGUUCUGUAUUUAUGUAAAUUGAUGGAAUAUGUUUGAUUGUCACAUUUCUGUGAUGGAAAGGCAAGACGGAAAGCCACCAGAACUUGCUAAAGUUUUCACAAUACCAUACUUAAUAUUCACAUUAAAACGUUAAAAACGGUAAAAGUACAUAUAAUAUAGUCAGUCAGCGAGCUGUUUGAAUGUGCUAAGCCUAAAAAGACAAUUUUUUUUUCAAGAGAGAGGAAAGACUGUAUCAUAAUAAUUUACAAUCAUACCUACAUCAUGUAUUUUUUUAGUGCUUUUAAGAAAAGACAUUCCAAGUUUGCAUUUUGACAAAAUGUUUUUUGAGCACUUACAUUUCUUACAAACAUUAAGGAAACUGCAAAUGAUUUUUUCGAAUUUAAAUGGGGAAGGGCGGGGGGGGGGGGGGGAGCUUAGUAGGCCUACUUCUGAACAGUAUAUGGACAAUACAGAUGCUAUCAGCUGUCUUUUUUCUACUUUUCAAAGGAGAUACCUGAGUAGAGCUUGAUAACUGUAAAUUUUUUUUUCACAUCCUGUAAAGUUUCCCAGUAUUUUGACAGCUUAUGUCUCUGUUUUUCUUUUUUUGUUGUUGUUCUUGUUAAAAUCAGGUAUGUUUCUUUAUUUCACGUGAUAAGUCUUUGCCAUUUAAUGCCAUUUUAUACUUUUGAAGCUGUCAGUAAGGGAAUGAUCAUAGCUUAGUAUGCUUUGUGAAUUUGCUGCUUUGGAUGGAAAUGAAAAUACCACACAUACUUUUUAGGACAAGAAGGGACGAAUAUAGUAUUUCCCAUGUCAUCUUUUCAUGAAAUUUCUUUUAAUGAACUUUUUUAAAAUCCAUCUGUCACUGUUUUUCUAAUAGGUUUCUGAACAUUUUAAAUAGUCACUUAGCUUUUGACUCUUCCAUUUAGAAAAGAAAUGUUUUCAAGACACGAUAUACAAUCACGAGAAGCAAUAUAAGAAUAUUGUCUAACUUUUAGUCAGUUUUUAUUUUUUCUUUACACAAUUUUAAUGUAUUUGUUUGAUAGGUUUCAAAACCAAAUUUUUGUGUCUUCCGUUUGGCUUUUAUUGUCGAUAUUCUUGUCAUGGAGCUUGUAAAGACUUUUCUUGGUGGAACUAUAAUCAAUUUUAUUGAAUUUUUGAUAAUAAAUGUGUGACUGCUGAUUUUGUGAAACUUUGUUUACAAUUUUUACACAUAGUUUAGAAGGAUUUUUGACAUCUUUCCUUCUAUUCAAUAUUUGCAUGAAUAUCAAAUAUGUGUCAACAGCUUGUACACUGGAAAGCAAAUUGGUAUAGCAGUUAUAAGUAUGCAAUUAAUAAAGAUCAAUAACAGAACUUCA